Molecule: messenger RNA, 2678 nt
Organism: Acanthaster planci (crown-of-thorns starfish)
Lineage: Eukaryota; Metazoa; Echinodermata; Asteroidea; Valvatida; Acanthasteridae
Gene: nosip
Product: nitric oxide synthase interacting protein
Cellular component (GO): nucleus
Molecular function (GO): ubiquitin protein ligase activity
Source: RefSeq, a predicted model, not a curated record
UCAUGUGUUUUGAAGCGUGGCCGGAGACCGAUGGUAGUCCUUACCGUGGUACUACUACUAGUGCUGGGGCUGCUCUGUUCGGAAAAAAUCACCAAACCGGAUAAAUUGUCUGUAUCAAAAUGACUCGGCAUCAGAGAAAUUGUACUGCAGGGACUGUUUACACAUAUCACGAACGGAAGAAAGACGCAGCCCAGUCAGGCUAUGGCACCAACAAGACCCGACUUGGAAAGGAUUCAGUGGGUGACUUUGACUGUUGUUGCCUGACGCUGCAGCCAUGUGCCAACCCGGUGAUAACGGAAGAGGGCUAUUUAUAUGACAAGGAGGCUAUCAUUGAAUACGUACUGAAGCAGAAGCAAGAGUAUGAACGUAGACUCAAGGAGUACCAUCGCCAGUGUCGCCUGCAUAAGGAGGAAGAGAGUCAGGCCAAGAAGUCUGCAAAAGAAGAGAAGGUGAAAGCCUUCAUUGAGAAAGAGCGCAGCAUCACGAGCAAACCCCUAAAUCCCUUCACCGAGGCUCCCCCAGCCAAGAAAGCGAGAACAGAAGAACCCAAACCAGUCACGCCAACCACCAGCACCAGCAGUGGUACCAGCAAUGGUGGUGACAAAGCCGAGGGCGCAACAAAAAACGGCGAGAAGAAGACCGAGCUCCCGAGCUUCUGGAUUCCCUCACUGACGCCAGAGGCCAAGGCCACUGCCGUUCAGAAACCUGACAAAACCGUCUUCUGUCCCAUGAGCAAGAAGCCGCUGAAAGUCAAGAACUUGAUCCCUGUCAGCUUCGUACGGGCCGACGACGCAAAUGACAAACGGCCACUGGUGGCCAAGCAGAUUCGCUACAAGUGCGCCGUCACCCACGACAUUCUUUCUAACAAGACGCCCUGCGCCGUGCUCAGGCCAAGCGGGAAGGUGGUGACGUUGGAUUGUGUGGAGAAGAUCAUCAAGAAAGACAUGAGAGAUCCCUUCACGGGGGACACUCUCCGAGAUAGCGACAUCAUCAAGAUCAAGCGGGGUGGAACUGGAUUUGCCAGCGCGGCUGAAACAUCGCUAGAGGCUCGGAAAGCACGACCGGUUAUGAUGGCUUCAUAACCUGCCAGCAUUGGCUUUAUUUAUGGGUCAGCCAUUUUGAAUCAGAAGCAAGGCAACCUGUACACAUGUUCUUUUAAAAAAACUUUACGUGUGGGACCAAAGAUGAUGCCACAGGGGCAAAUUAUAGAUUACAACCCUUGUGCUCCGAUGGGUAGUUUCAAUCGUCACUGUGCCUGAUAUUUUUCAAAGUGAGGCUCUACCUGUAAUGAUAGCAGAAAUAGUCAGGCUCCUUCCACAUGUAGAAUGUUCAAUAAACAAAGUGGAUUCAGGGAGCAUGAUCCAGAACGACCACUGCAUCUCUCGCACGAAUAAAGCUUUUUUCUGAACAUGCAAGGUUAAAAACACCACUGCUCUUUUGAAGGAGGCUUGAGAAAGAAACCCAUCGAGCAUGUGGAAUUUGAACUUUUGGAGUCAUUGACAGUUUCAUGGAGAGUCCCUUGUGUCCUGAAAGCUUGGGAAAAACCUGAUAAGAGAGUAGAAUGUCUGGUAUCUUGAUGCGAAGAUAAGCAACAGCCUGACAUUUCUUGGGAUGUUACUGGUUAUUUAGUACUAUGACCUGGAAACCAGGAAUUCACCACACGCAUGGCUGGGAAAACAGGAAUUGGUCUUUAGAUCCUGAAAAUCACUCAUAGAAAGUUACAUAACAUUUAAUCGGGUGAUCGCUCGGAGAUCAAGCAAUAGUGCAGAUCGACGGAUUGCACCUAAUAAUAACAUAGCUCCAUUCACUUCUACAUGGCCCGGUGUAAUAAAGUUUGUACAUAACCUGUACCAAACAGUCUGAUAAGGUGGACAGUUUUGCGUACCAUUUAGAAUGAUUGACUUGAAAUUAAAGGUAUUUCAUUGUCUCCUGUGCUGUUGGCCUAGCAGUUUGCCAAAGCAUCAAAUCCAGAAGGGUUUUCUACAUUUAUUAUAUCUAUUGCCUCAGACUGGUUUUUUUUGGCUUGAUUUUCGAUAGGCUAGUGAAGUCUGAAAAUUUUUAGUAAAAUAAAAAUGUUACCUUCCUUUUCCGUAUAAACCAUAAUUUGAAACCGAUAGAUCGGGGCUAAAACUUAACCGAACCCCAGGUGCAAACUUCUUGUCAGAAAGUCACUACAAUAGUCUUUCAAUGCAAAGCCAGCGAUACCCCGAUACCAUUUUUUAACCUAUUCCAACCGACCCCACACAUACCAGCCAGUUGCUAUCGGGGAGUCGUCGAUGGCUGUUCCACAUUUCGCAACCCUACAUGCCCUCAGCACUGAAGGAAGUUUUUGAGUGCACCAUUUUAUCAUUGCCAAGUAUACACGUUCACCAAAUGUUUUGUAUCAAUCCGAUUUCACUUGCAGAUAACGGGAUGCAGACUGCAAUUUUCUGGGGCUAGUGAAAUUCCGAACAUAAGGGUUGGUCCUUUUGUUUUAGUGACUGCAUUUUAUUAAAAAGGGAUGUUGUUAACCUGGCUAUGUACUUCUCAUAUUCGUUUGUUUUAACUGUCAGUGUGCUACGUGUACCUACCAAGAAAUGCGGGGGGGGGGUUGGUAAGGUGUCAACCGUUUGUGUUACAAGUUGGAUGUUGUAGUCACAUGGUGACAAUUUUAAGCAAUUGGUUUUCUUCUGCACAGC